AUGUCGCCAGACGACUCCCCCUGCGCGAAAUGCCCCCCGCCCCCAAGCAUCACCAUCACAGAACUCCCUCCCCUCCCUCCAGAAAUCAUCUCUAUGAUCUUCCCCAGGUGGGCAGACGAGCCAUUGCUCUUUGUCUCGCCAGGCUCCCAGACAGGAGGUCAUUCUGUGGUACCUCUCAGUCUCGACCCAUUCAUUCGCAAGAUACUCCUUCUACGACAGUGUCGCAAGAUCCGUAUCAACAGCCGCGGCGCUCUCGACUUGCUACGUCACGUCGGCGGCCACGUCCAGAAGAGGAUCAGCAUGCUGCCAAAGGUGGUCGGGGUAUGGAAGAAGGAGCGUUUCUCUGUCAUGGACUGGCUGAAAGAGCCAUUGCUCUCUUCUGUUUCCCAUGUGGCGCUCGGGCGGAUUUCCAAGUCGCUCACAUAUCCUGCGCCAGUGGACUCGCCUCUGUUUGGACCAGCGCUCAAGCAUAUAUGCGUGAGCCCUUCCAGAGGAUUCUACGAGAAUUACCCUAACGCGUUCUGGGUACCUUCGCGUCGCCAGAUCGUAACGAGCUUCAUUCAACAAGCGCCCUCUUUCGCUGCUGGUCCCACCAAGGACAACCUGACCUCCUUCACUCUCCAUCAUAACGCCAAGCCUGGGAGUACCGGCGUGUCACUAGCUGAUACCAUGAUAUACGACUUUCCCAAGAGGAGAGCGUCGCGCAAGUAG
Molecule: messenger RNA, 711 nt
Organism: Cryptococcus amylolentus CBS 6039
Lineage: Eukaryota; Fungi; Basidiomycota; Tremellomycetes; Tremellales; Cryptococcaceae
Exons: 2
Coding region: 1-711 (236 amino acids)
Source: RefSeq, a predicted model, not a curated record